This is a messenger RNA of Labrus mixtus (cuckoo wrasse), 2338 nucleotides long. RefSeq names its product ATP-binding cassette, sub-family D (ALD), member 4 (gene abcd4). The transcript has 19 exons. Gene Ontology annotation, biological process: fatty acid beta-oxidation; long-chain fatty acid import into peroxisome; peroxisome organization. Gene Ontology annotation, molecular function: ATP hydrolysis activity; ATP binding; long-chain fatty acid transmembrane transporter activity. Gene Ontology annotation, cellular component: peroxisomal membrane. The coding region runs from base 6 to 1859 and encodes 617 amino acids. Lineage: Eukaryota; Metazoa; Chordata; Actinopteri; Labriformes; Labridae. The record is from RefSeq and is a predicted model, not a curated record.
UGCAGAUGCCUUGCACGGGAAAGUCAAAUGGCAGAGGGACAAAAAGACCAAAGUUAGACUGGAAGUUUGUGCAGAGGUUGUGCAGCAUCCAGAAGGUUCUGUACCCAUCAUGGGCCAGUCAAAGUGCUCUGAUGUUUGGGACACUGCUUGUUGUCACGCUGACAGAGCAGCUGAUAAUUUACCAAGUGGGUGUCCUCCCAAGCUACUUCUACAAAGUGCUGGGAGACAAAGAUUACUCUGGCUUCAGGAAUCUGGUGGGCACAGCGAUGGUGCUCAUUUUGGUCAACUCCACAUUAAAAAGUCUGGACCAGUACAUUUGUAAUCAGAUGUAUCUUAACUGGAGGAAGACGUUAACUGAGAGCCUCCACACGGCGUACUUCCAGGGCCGAGUCUAUUAUACACUCAAUGUGCUCCGAGAGGACGUAGACAACCCCGACCAGAGAAUCAGUCAGGAUGCAGAGAGGUUGUGUAAGCAGAUGAGCACCAUGGCCAGUCGUUUGAUUGUGUCACCUUUCACACUGGCUUACUACACCUACCACUGCUUUUAUAGCACCGGCUGGAUCGGUCCUGUGAGUAUCUUUGGCUACUUUGUGAUCGGGACCAUCACCAAUAAAAUCCUCAUGGGGCCAAUUGUGUCGACUCUGUUCGAACAAGAGAAAUUAGAGGGAGACUUCAGGUUCAAGCACAUGCAAAUCCGUGUCAACGCAGAGUCUGCAGCUUUUUACAGAGCGGGUAAAGUGGAGCACAUGAGGACCGACCGCAGACUGCAGGCUCUUCUGCAAACUCAAAAGAGUCUAAUAAACAAAGAGCUCUGGCUUUAUAUUGGGGUGAACACCUUCGACUACCUUGGAGGUUUUCUCAGCUACAUCAUCAUCGCCAUUCCCAUCUUCACAGGACUCUAUGAUGGCCUCACUCCCGGUGAGCUCAGUGCGCUCAUCAGUAAGAACGCCUUUGUCUGCAUCUACUUGAUAAAUGGCUUCACACAGCUAAUAGACCUGUCGACCACUCUGUCAGACGUGGCUGGAUACACCCACAGGAUUGGCGAGCUGAGGGAAGUUAUGGAAGACAUCCUGCACAAGCAGUGCGACUAUGACCCGGCAUCAGGGGAAAGCUAUGACUUUGACAGUGACUUCAAUGUCCAUGCGGGCCCAGUGGACACUGCCUUCAUCCUGGACAAUCUUUCAUAUAAAUCUCCGUACUCAGACCAGCUGCUGGUGGAGGAUCUGAGUCUGAAAAUCAGCCAGGGUUCACAUCUGCUGGUGGUGGGGAACACAGGCACGGGCAAGACAUCACUGCUGAGGGUCCUCAACCGACUGUGGGAGGCACACAGCGGUUUUGUCCAAAUGACCACGUGCUUUGGGCCCAGAGGAACCCUCUUCCUGCCUCAGAAACCGUACCUGACUGAUGGCACACUGCGGGAACAGGUGAUUUACCCAUUGAAGGAUAUUUACCCUGCAUCAGGUUCAGUGGACGAUGACAGAAUUAUUCAGUUUCUGGAACUAGCUGGAGUGUCCAGCCUCCUGAAACGGACCGGCGGUCUGGAUGAAAAGGUUGAGUGGAACUGGUAUGAUGUUCUGUCUCCAGGUGAAAUGCAGCGUCUCUGCUUUGCACGACUUUUCUACCUGCAGCCUAAAUAUGCAGUGUUGGAUGAGGCCACCAGUGCUUUGACAGAAGAGGCAGAAGCUCAGCUCUACCGCACCUGUAAACAGCUGGGCAUGACUUUGAUCAGUCUGGGACACCGUAGCAGCCUGGAGAAGUUUCAUGAUGUCCAGCUGAAACUAUGCGGAGAGGGUCGGUGGGAGUUAACCAAGUUAAAAGGAGGCAGCGGGAGUCCCAACCUCAGAGUAGAAGACACAUGACAGCAAGGUCAUCACUUCGGACAUGCUGGAAGCAUCAGAUCAGAAAGCACUCCUGAAGUCCUCGGUUGUUUUUAUUCAAGAGCGCCUCCUUAAGGUACUAUAUAACCCAGUUUCUCAGGAGGAGGUGAACAACUAAAAUACAUGUUGUUGUUUUUUUUACUGGUUUGCCUGGUCACUUAAGAAGUUGAGAAAGUGGGCAGGAGUGCAGCAGUUUGAGGACAUUUGUGAAUACUUCGGAAUAAUUUGGUUGAGCUCUCCAUCCUGAUAAACAAAGACUCUUCUCAAUCAAUGACUUGGAUGACUUCACCGUGGUCAAGAGUAUAUUCACCUACUACGACAACAAUUAAGAAAAGAACGACACUUUAGCCUUCUCUUUUUGUAAAUCUUAUUGUUUAUUUAUGAGAUUAUUUUUGUGUAUGUUUACAAUCACUACUUUGGGUAAAAUGAUUCCAAUUUUAUAUUAAAAACACACUUUCUCA